AUUAACGAUCAACUAGUAAAUAAAAUAUAUACAAUAUGCGAUUGCAAAACAAAGAUUUUGACGGUUCCAAACUUGUAAGUUCAUUUUGUAUAUCCUUCUUUGUUUCUAGAAAAAAAAAUCAACAUUUAUUUAAUUAACUAUUUUUAUUAAAUAAUUUAUUAGAAUAAGCGAAGAAAUUUUGUGUCAUAUCAUGAAUAGAUUGCAAAGUCAAUUUACUGCAUCAAAUCCUUCAGAAUUUCAUUUAAAUAUUCUAGGAGCUAGUGAACUUUGGAGAAUUAUAUUAUGCGCUACUGGAGAUGUUACAAAACUUCAUUCCAAUCCAUUUGUUAAACGUGUUAAAGCAUCUAUCAAUGAACUCGGUGGAUUACUCCGUGAAAAGACGGUUGACAUACAAUUAUUGCAACAGCUCUUGGAAUGUAAAAAUGAAAGAUUAUUUCAACAUUUUGGUGCCGCUGUUUCCAAAAAGAAAAAUAUAGGUGAUGUGAUUGUUUCGCGAGACGAAAUCGCGGAACUUAGAAAGCUUUGUAACAACUUUCAAACUCAACUUGAUGUCCUUUUUAAGUUUUAUACCGACUUUUGUCCAGCUUCCCAAGUAGAAGAUGCGGAUGAUUACAUCCAAGAUGUAAAACAACAUAUGCCAAAUUCAAAUAAAGUGAUGUUGAAAGAGGCAAUGUCACCAGAUUAUUGGGCUUUUCAUGGAAAAACUUUGGAGAGUGCAAGGCGUUGCUACAAAUAUAAUCAAUCUCGAUCUUUUCGAAAUAUCUUUGAAGUUUGUAUCCGGGAAGAUACUGCUGCCACAAAAGUGGAAUAUAUAGCGCAAAGAUUGAUACCGGUAGUUUUUGAAAGAUAUAAUACUGUUUGUAAACAACUUAAGGAAUGGGACAAACUUAAAGUUUCAGAUGUGGCUUUGUUUUGUGAAAAUGUUACAAAUAUUAAUGCGGAACUUGAUUUAAUAGAUGGAUAUAAAGGUCACAAGAGUAACAAAUUCGUACAAACCCUUGAGUAUAUUUCAAGGAUUCCUCACUGGAUUGAACGACUCAAAGAAUUAGAAACAGUUUUACAACUUUUUAAUAUAGCACGUAAUAAAGAUGAUUGGCUAAAAGAAUCGAUUGACUCUUUAAAAGGCGACUCCUUAAAAGACGAUUCUUUAAAAGGCGAUUUUUUAAAAAACAAUUCUAUGAAACUUAGUCAAAUAAUUAGUUUUUUCGCUAACCUUGAUAAAAAUCUUUACAAUGUUAAUGAUGAAUGUUGGAAAUUAAUAAAAGAGUUAUCAAAUGCAGAUGAUUUUAUAAACUUUUUAAAAGAAAUUGCUGAGCAUGAUAUCAAAAAUUUGAUUAAUGGUGUGGAUGACCAUUCGGAUGAAAGAUUGAUUCAAGAGGAUACUGUUUCAUCGCUUAUUCAAGUAAAGCGAUUUUUAUUACCUUUUAUGAAUAAUAAUGAAAGGGAAACUAUUAAAAGCUUUUUAGUUUCGUUAUCAAAUGUUAUAGACGAGAAUCCUACUUUAGGGAAAAAGAUUGCCUUAUGUAACAGUUGCAAUAUGGCAUUACGAAAUAUGUAUCAGAGCAUUGAAAAUCGUGGUGAAGCUACUAAAGAAAAAAUUAAGAAUGCCGUACAAAAUGGAUCUUACACCUUUGGACGGGAUGAAAAAGAAGACAAGUGUUUUGUUUCGUUAAAAUAUACUUCUAGGACUUCUAAAUCAGAAAUGAUAAUGACUUAUAAUAUGAAUGAAAUCUUGGAUUUACGUGGACGGGCUCUUUUGAUUGCAAAACCUAAGAUAAGCGAAAAUGAUGUAACUCAUGAAAAAGAUGAGGAAAUGCCAAAAAAUAUUAUAGAUGAGUUUGUUGUUCAAGUUGAUUUAGCACAAGAAAUAAUUGAUGUGCUGUCCUUGUUAAUUCAGUUGGGGCAUUUUGAUUACAGAAAGUUUGAAAAAGAAUUAAUAGGAAAAAAUAAAAAAGAUAGUAUGAAAAAGUAUUUGGAAUUCUUAAGGGGCGAGCUCAAAAAUUGGCAAACUAUAGUAGAUAAUGCACAAGAAGAGUGUUAUUAUUUAACAUUCUUCCCUGCCCGUCAUAUUUUGGCGUUCUAUGAUUAUUUCACGUCAGAAAAAUUAGAUGAAGAAAACGAAGAAGAAUGCAAAACAUUAAUUAGAUUUGUGAACAGCAAAGCUCAAUUACCACCUCGUAAGGACAUUAAAGGAAUUUCACGUGGAUCUAAGGAUUAUCUUAAAAUUCUUUGUGAAAUUGGAAAUGAAUUAGAGAAGAUUUUCAGAAAUAUUCAAAAACAACCUCGUAGACUUAAGGCUGCUGGACAACGCGUAGCAUCGGAUGUAGUUAAAAGAGGAAAAUUAUUUAUUGCUGCUUGUGCUGACAAUACAAAAGUUCCAAACAUUAUUAUGUCAUUAUAUGCUAAUCAUGGAUAUUAUCCGGAACCGUGGCAACUCCUAAUAUGUACUUCUUCAACUACGAUGGAAGAACUAACAAUCUUCAUAAAAAGAAGUUACUUUGCAUCAGAUAAUGGCUAUGAAGACCACUUAUUUUGCAUUGCAAAUUUAGAAUUAUUGGACUUUGAAUUACAAUAUGAUUUAGUUAAUCAAAUUAGGUCAAUGCAAGAACAGGAGGGCUAUCUUUUAGCACUCAUUUGUUGCAGAGAGAAUGGAAUCCAUCAUCAUAUUUUAGAUCAAUUCUCUUCAGAUGUUAAGGCAACCAAUGGAUUAAAUAAUGAUUCCAUGAGAGGAAUUUAUAGGGAAUUGUGUCAGAAUGUCAUACGUGUUUCUUCUGAUUUAUCAGGACAGGGCAAAACUGAAUGGAUUAAAGAAGAUAGUUUCAAAAAAAAGAAAAUUCCACGUAGCUUUUUAAUAAGCGAUGAUAUGGAGUUUGGCAGGCUUGUAAGUCAAUUCAAAGAAUGUAAACUCCGACCUGUAGAAAGUUUACACAUAAAUAUAGUAUCAGCUAACUAUCCGGGAGACGUCAACAUGUUUUUAUUUGAAUUAUUAACUUUGGGUAUUGUUUCUACAAAUGUUGAUAUAGCUUGUCUGCCUCCAUCAGAAACACCUACACAUAUAUUUAUCGAAAUAGCUUCAACUACAGAACAGCAUUUACUUAAUUCUCUUCCUAUGACAGGAUAUUUAUUAUUCAAUCAUAUGUCUUGGAAUAUUAAAAGUUUGAAAGCUUCUCAAGAAAUUAAUAGUCCAAUUCAGGUUACUUGUCAUUAUUUGAAUUUAUUGGAUCGUAAUGAUAUAGAUUCAAAAGAAAUCCUCUUCCGGACAGAUAAAGCAAUUAAAGAUCCACUACCAGUAGAACGCUGUCAAAAUCUUAUUGAAAAAUAUUUCUUUAAUAAAGGCAACAAAGAUAUUUCUUCCUUUAGAUUUGUUGAAAUAUUUAUUAAUGUACUCGCAGAUCAAUUAGUUCGAUUUUCAUCAAGUCAAUUUUUCACUGUAGAUAAUCUCAAAUUAAUGGUAAAAGAAACUAACAUUAGAAAACUUAUAUUAAGUACCUUAUUAGAUGUUUCAAAAGAUUUUGCAACCAGAUCUAUUAAAACAAAAGAGGCACAGCUAGAAUCUACAAGCGCUAUAGAUGCCGAUGAUGAAAACGCUCGUCUUGGUACAAUUGUUCAAUGGGACGACUCAAAUCAUCUUAUAGUAUUUUUCAAUUCUCAAACUCCCGAUUCAAUAUCAGCGUUAUAUCGAGACAGAAAUAAAGUUUAUGAAAAUGUAAAAAUUUUAUUAAAAAGUCAAGUAAUUGGAGAUCGAACGAAAUGGGUGUUAGAUGAUUACAAUUCGAUGACUCCGGAAGCUCUUUUCUUAAAGUUAGAGUAUUUGGCACGAAGGUCAACAGAAAAAUUGGAUCUUCCUGAAUAUGCUUUAUCUGGUGAUAACUUAAUAAAGAUGGCCUUAAUUCUUUUAAGAGCACGUGCGAAUAUUCCAGUGAUAGUUUGUGGUGAAGCAGGAUGUGGCAAGACAAGUUUGAUCGCUUAUUUGGCCCUGAUGGUUGAAGUUCAAUUCCAGGCACUUAACCUUCACGCCGGAAUCGAUGAAAAAACUAUUAUGAUGUUCAUGAAUGAUUCUUUAGAAAAAGCAGAAAAAGGAGAAAUUUGGUUAUUCUUUGAUGAAAUCAAUACUUGCAAUUAUAUAGGUUUACUCGCUGAUUUAAUAUCCCAUCGAAUGCUUAAUGGGAAACCAAUACACCCAAAUAUUCGUUUAUUCGCUGCUUGCAAUCCAUACCGUCUUCGUACGAAAGCUCAAAGCCAAGCCGGUUUGACAAAUAGAGUUAAAAAAUUCGAGGAACAAAGUAAACUUGUUUAUCAAGUCAAACCACUUCCUGAUCAAAUUUUAGAUUAUGUUUGGGACUACGGUAUUCUGAAACCAGAAGAUGAAUACAGAUAUAUUCAAAUAAUGGUUGAUAAAGAAUUAAAAACUUUAGCACAUCCUGUAUUUGCAGAACUUCUAUUUGCUUCUCAAGAAUUCAUUCGUAAUGCUGAGGAACGAUAUAGUUUGAGCUUACGUGAUGUUAAACGAGCUAUAAGAUUAGUGAAAUUCUUUCAUAAUUCUCUUCAAAAUCGUCCGGUUUACAGGAGAGGACAUACAUAUCCACCAUCUGGUAAUCCAACAAUAAAGACCAGGUCUUAUGUUCUGGCACUUAGUCUUUGUUAUCAUUCUCGGUUAUAUGAACAAGAUUUACGUAAACAAUAUCGACAAGAAAUGGAACAAAUAUUACAUGAACAUAAUCCUUAUGUAGGAGAAAAUAUGUUUGCUAAAAUUAUUCGUGAAGAACAGGAAGAUUAUAUUAAUAGGAUGCAAUGUCCACCUAAUACGGCAUAUAACGAAGCUUUAUUAGAAAAUGUUUUGGUUAUGAUCGUAUGCAUUUUGACAAAAAUCCCUCUGUUCCUUAUAGGAGCGCCGGGCUCUUCAAAAUCGUUAGCAGUUCGUCUUAUAAGCUCAAAUUUACGUGGUCCUGAUUCAAGUGAUAGGUACUUUAGAAAAUUAGCACAAGUUUACUUAAUUCCACAUCAAGGCUCUUCAUCUUCAACUUCUGAAGGUAUCAUAAAAGUUUUUGAGAAGGCAAAUAAAUUUCAGGAGACAACUUCCAAACAAUUUCCUGUUGCUAGUGUUGUUUUACUUGAUGAAGUUGGUUUGGCUGAAACAAGUCCUUUCAAUCCAUUAAAAGUACUUCACUCUUUGCUUGAACCAAGUUAUCCAGAUACAGAGCCAACUGUUUCAGUGAUAGGGAUAUCUAACUGGCGCUUAGACAACAGUAAAAGUAGUCGUGCAUUACUUGUUCAAAGACCACAAUUUAAUUUGAAUGAUUUAGUUGAUACUGCUGAACGCUUAUUAAAUGAAAGAGCUAUUGCAUCUGGUCAGAGAGGCGCCUUAAGACCUUUAGCUAAGGCAUAUUCAAAUUUUGAAAAACAUGGCCAAUCUUCGUCCAACUUCCACGGUCUUCGUGAUUAUUAUGCACUGGUUAAACGUCUUUCAUUAAACGAAAUGACUCCGGAGAAUAUUCAAAUGGCAUUAGCCCGUAAUUUUGGAGGAACAGAUAAUCAUGUCAAAUUAUGCGAUCAAUAUUUUGGAAAUGUUCUAAAAAUGUUUAAUAACCAUAAGCCAUGGACAUAUAAACAAGUUCCAGUCGAACAAUUAAUUGAUACAAACUUAAAAGAUUCUGAUGCACGACAUUUAAUGGUUAUCGGUAAAAGUGAUUCAAUUGUAAAUUUGUUGACUUAUCAGCUAAGAAGUAAAGAUCCUGUUGUAAUUCUAGGAUCACAAUUUCCUGAUGAUCAAGAAGAUUAUUAUUAUAGUGUUUUGAGGAGAAUCAUGAUGUGCGUUGAAGCAGGCAGACCAUUGAUUUUAACAGAUUUAGAAAUAAUUUAUGGGAGUCUUUACGAUUUAUGGAAUCAAAAUUAUAUUGUGGUGGGAAGUAAAGAUAAUGUAAAAUACUUUACGAGAGUUGCACUUGGAGCGUAUGCCAAUCCUAUGCUUUACGUUUCGCCGAAUUUUAAAUGUAUUCUUGUUAUGGAUGAGAAUAAAUUGGCUUUGGCUGAUCCUCCACUUCUUAAUCGAUUUGAAAAACAAAAAAUGUCAAUUAAUGACAUACUUGACAAUAACCAAGAGUUAUUUUAUGAAAAUUUAAAUGAUUGGGCAAGAAAAUUCUCAACUUUGGUCGACAAUAAUCAAGCAACUCAAUCACGUAAUAAGUUUGCCCAGAAAGAUCUAUUCAUUGGAUUUGAUAAAAAUGAAACCUUACAAAGUUUAAUUAUUGACAUUACGAAGAAUAAUCCCGAAGCAGAUGAAGAAGAAAUAUUAGAAAAAUGCAAAGAAUGUUUAAUUGCAACGGCGACUUCUGAUGGUGUUGUGAGAGCUGAGUUAUCAGCCUUAGAGCGAGAUGAAUUUGAAAAAUGGAAGCAUGUUUAUUUCAAUCAACAAUAUCAUGAUAGUCUUUAUGAUUACUUUACUGAUUACUUUGAUAAUCAAGAAACGUCAUCGGAUCCUAAUGGACAUUUAUUAAUUAUUAACACUUUCUCCAAUAUCAAUACGGAUGUUAAAUCUUGUUUACAAAAAGUUAAUUGUCAAGUAGAUAAAUUGUCGAUUUUCAAGACUGAAGCUCAACUUUCGAAUCGGGUAAAACACUUUUGGUCUGAAGAAUCAAAUGAUCAAAUGCUAAUUCUCCAAUGCGAUGUAACUACUGUUAGUUUUGGGUGUAUUAAACUAGCUAAAUUUAUCAUCGAACAAUUCCGAAAUGAAUUUAUAGCAAAGAAAGAUCAACCUAUGAAGCACGCGUGUAUCAUUCUUCAUAUUCAUCGAGAUCAGGAAUCCACCUUUUCAUCUUUUAAUUUCAUGUGCGGCUGGAAACAAAUAACUAUUGAAACAUUAUCAGGAAGUAACGUUCCUACAUCAGGUCUCUUGGAUGGGUCUUUAUCUCGUAUUGUUGAUUCUACUUAUCCAUUUGAAAAAAAUUUUACAACAAGAACUAUUAUGGUGUCUAUCAUGUAUGAAAUAUCCAUCGAAAGAUAAGUCAAUCAAUCAUAUUAAAACAUUAAACGAAAAAAUCCUAAAGUAUCCAAACUUUAUUAAAUGUUUGAAAGUAAGAAUCCUUGAAUGGAUCAAACAACAACCUACAAAUAAUUGGCAAUAUAAAGUCGCAUCAAAUAAACAAAAUUUAUACCCAUACCCUUCAUUUUCUGCAGCACUACAAACUCACAUUAGAACACUGUUUAAGAAACCGAUAGCUCAAAUUUUAUGUGCUUUGGAAAGAUUAUCAGCAACAAAAACAUUUUUCUAUAUUAACGAACGAGCAAGAUCAAAAGGAAACUAUGAGAAAUUACUUAAGUUUUGGGAACAGGUUUAUAUGGAUAAGAAAAUUGUCAAAAUUGAAAAUACGCAAAAUCC
Molecule: messenger RNA, 7375 nt
Organism: Rhizophagus irregularis DAOM 181602=DAOM 197198
Lineage: Eukaryota; Fungi; Glomeromycota; Glomeromycetes; Glomerales; Glomeraceae
Source: RefSeq, a predicted model, not a curated record